GUACCCCUGCACCUGUCAUUACAAAUUUGGUUAAAAUGAUUUGCGCCAGUGAGUGAAAAGUUGUAAAUUGUGUUGCACGUAMUUGGACCUUGACGCUUAAAAUUUCUAACUUAAAAUGAAAACAUAGAGUGGUUUGAAAUCAGUUCGGACGUGUUUCAAGUCGUGUCAAGUCCAUAUGAGCAUGGAAAGGAAAAGUGAAGAAUCGGCCCAAAGCAGAGUCCUUCUGGAAGAGACCUUUUACGUUUUGACGAAGAAAAACUGCGUGUUUCGGGUCCGUCUGACAAAAGCCGGCCUUUAUUUAGUGAAAGAAAACGAAAACAACAUCAAAGAGCAAGUGAUCUCAAUCCAAGACAUCAUAGGUUGUAGGUGUCUCAGAAGCAAAAAACAGUCGAAAAAUUGUGCUUGUCAGUCAAUUCCCCGCUCUGCCAACCUCAAAGUAGUCGAAGAAAAUUCGGGGGAUUUGGAUGAUACGGAUGUGAGCGCUUACCUCUACAUUUACGCUUAUAUUUUAGUCAAUAACAAGGGCACGAGCAAAAAGAGGGAACGCACGAUUAUUACGCUGAGAUUUCGAUCGUUUGAUAAAUACGAAGAUAACAACAAAGAAGCGCAAAGGUGGAGAACAAUGAUCAAAAAGUUGAUCAAGGGCGAGAACGUUAGCACGAGUCAUAUUGCCGAUUUUUCCGUUUCCAAUAAGUACAAAGAAGAUAGGCGGUUGUUGGUCUUGUGCAACCCCAAGAGCGGGCCUGGGAAGGGCAGGAUCAUUUUUCAGCAAAAAGUUGUACCUAUUCUGCAAGAGGCGGAAAUUCCUUAUGAUUUACAUAUCACCAAAUAUGCUAAUUUUGCAAGAGAAUUUAUAAGGACAUGCAAUAUUUUUCAAUGGAGUGGUAUUAUUCUGGUCGGCGGUGACGGCAUCGUCUUUGAAGCAAUAAAUGGUCUUUUCGAGCGUUGGGAUUGGUCUGACGUCGUUAAAACCAUCCCAAUCGGGGUCAUUCCCGGAGGUUCCGGCAAUGGGCUGGCCCGCAGCAUCGCCUACCACUGCUCGGAGCCCUAUCUCCCAUCACCAACCUUGCCCUCAGCCCUAGCCGCCGUUCGCAACAACUGUGCCCCCAUGGAUCUAGUUCGUGUCGAGACAACUUCCCAAAUAAUGUUCUCAUUUUUAUCGCUAGGGUGGGGCUUCCUUUCCGACAUUGACAUUGAAAGCGAACGACUCCGGAUGCUCGGGGGGCAAAGGUUCACCGUGUGGUCUGUCGCGCGACUCAUAGGGCUGCGCAGCUACGGCGGCAAAUUAUGGUAUUUACCGGCGAACGUGCCUUUGGUGCCCUCCAGGCUGGAAGUGAACACCGGAAGUGCAUUAGAUUUGCCUGCGGAAGUGCAUUUGGAGACCCAAACGGGGCGCCAACGGUUGGACUCAUGGUACAGUGCGGCGUCGCGACGUAGCGCCUAUUUUUCAGCCACGGGGAGUAGUUAUCAGUCGACGGCGGAUAGCGGGGGUGGGGGUGAUCCCUCCGGGGGCGACCCGGACAAGCCACGGAUGUACGGUCCCGCGAGCAAGCUUCCCUGCCUCACGCAGCCCCUUCCCGAGUCAUGGAAGUGUAUAGAGGGGCGGUUUGUGAUGGUGCACGCCUCGUAUCAGACGCAUUUAGGAGAGGAUUGUCUCUUCGCCCCCGAUGCCAAGCUCAACGACGGAACGAUUUGGUUGUUGAUCGUGCAUGGGGGCACCACGCGGACACAGCUACUGCAUUUUCUGUUGGGGUUGAGUACUGGGGCCCACACGUCGAUGGUCGGUGAAGGGGGGCCCAUCGAGUUGAUAGCAGUGAAUGCGUUUCGGAUAGAACCCGAUAUGAACGAACAGGGGUAUAUGACUGUUGAUGGGGAGCAUGUGGAGUAUGGGCCGAUUCAAGCUGAGAUUUUUCCGAGUUUAGCAAGAGUUAUGGUUCCCUGAUCAGAACAUUCCUUAGGUACUAAUAAUUGUAAAAAUAAAUCUAAGGUUGUGAUUUUAUCUACUUUAGAGCCAGUUCUUAUAAGGCUUGACGGCAUUUAAUGGUGUAGAGGUGAUCAUUUUUUUCCCGACUUUAAUCUUGCUGUUUUGUUGUAUUUAUUUAUUGUUACGGAUAGGUGAGCUCCACGAAUUAUAUAAGUUGGCCUAGCUUUAAAAUAGUAUUUACGGCAACUUGGCUUUAAAAGCCAAGAAAAACUGUAAAUUUUUGUUCAAGAGGUAGAAAUCUUAUAAUUCCAGUGAUAUGAACACCAGUGUAAAAAAAUCUUUGUAAUAAUUCUAUUCAUAGUUGAAACGGGGUCUCAGGAGUUUUAUCCGGUGGUCAUUUGUUUCUAUUUAAUGUAAUGUAUGUUGUUACUUUUUUAUAAGGAAAUCACUCAUUAACAGGCCAUUAUCAAACGAUUUUAUAAUCAAAAGUUGCCAAUACCGUAGUGCUAAAAAGUAAUGAAUUGUUAAACACGUCAAAACGACAAUUAAUUUUUUCUAAUUCUAUUGUUAUGAUUAAAGGAAAACAUUAAAUACUCGCUUUCUUAACAAAUGGUAAAAAGCGUAUUUCUGAUACCAAGAUUUUUUUUUGUUAUUGUAUAACAAAAGAUUUUGAAUGUAAUUUUUGUACCUGAGGGCCUUCUUGUUAAUUAGAUUGUUAAAUAGUAAAGUGUGACUUCAUUGGCUGAUUCAUUUGUGUUGAAAGCAAUUUUAUUAUCAGUAAUGCUCAUGUUUGUAGGCAAUAAUCCUGCAAUUCUUUUAACCAUGUAACAUGUCUUUUUGCUGUAGGUUUUAGUAAAAUGAGUACCGUAGGUGAAGGCUGUGAAAUAUUACAAAACCUUUUUUAAACUUCACCAUGUCUGUUAUUUAUUUAUAGUUUUUGUUUGCUCAAAUUAUAAAAAAUUAAAUUGUUAAAAAUCAGAGUAUUAAAACUUAUUUCUGUGAUUAUAAUAUUGUAUAGCAAUAUUUAAAUAAAUAAACUGAGAUUAUGAAA
Molecule: messenger RNA, 2975 nt
Organism: Tribolium madens (black flour beetle)
Lineage: Eukaryota; Metazoa; Arthropoda; Insecta; Coleoptera; Tenebrionidae
Product: sphingosine kinase 2-like
Exons: 2
Coding region: 176-1942 (588 amino acids)
Biological process (GO): sphingosine biosynthetic process
Cellular component (GO): cytoplasm; intracellular membrane-bounded organelle; membrane
Source: RefSeq, a predicted model, not a curated record